AUGGAGACAAGCAGACAACAUCACAAGGACAUGAUAUCGACAAACGCCGGCUGCGGUGGGACGACGUUAAUGGGCCGCGGCGAGGGCAAAGCCUGCUGGGCUCUUCCUGCGUCCGAUGAGGGCGGGAAGAGUGGGACGAACGCAGUGACGGUGGCUCCUCUUCAACAACGAUGGAGGCAAAUGAAGGCAUGGGCCGUGAGGGUUGGAGUGGUUUAA
Molecule: messenger RNA, 216 nt
Organism: Knipowitschia caucasica
Lineage: Eukaryota; Metazoa; Chordata; Actinopteri; Gobiiformes; Gobiidae
Source: the annotation of a GenBank genome assembly